Messenger RNA from Ostertagia ostertagi, 1842 nucleotides. The record is from the annotation of a GenBank genome assembly. Lineage: Eukaryota; Metazoa; Nematoda; Chromadorea; Rhabditida; Trichostrongylidae.
AUGAGCUUGGAGUCUUCUGAUGUGGAAUUAUCUACAAGUGCAAGUCGUGAGGAAGCUAUACAAGCAGAUAUUGGGUUGAGAACAGAACCCUACGAUGUUACAACAUCUACUUUGCCUGUAGUACAGAAAGAAGGUGAAUCGAGGGCAUUCACUAUCGAAGGACAGAAGUACGCGACUAGUUUACAAAAAGGUGAAUCUACCGCCUACGGUUCGUCUGUCCUUGCUGAUGUAGGGAAAAUUUCCGGAACAGCGGCUGUUCGCGAGUUCGGAUCUGAGCAAGUCGAUGUUGGUGGUGCAGUUGGUUACUUAACUCCCAGAACAGCAGAAUUUGCCGAGGCAGCGACCGAAUUUGCUGACACACGUCGCCUACAAGCAGUCAGAUCGAUGGCUGCGAGUAGCGAUUUGAACGUGGAAGGGUCAGAAACAAUCAGCCGUUGUGAAGCCGUUGAAACAGCAUUUGAUCGAAAGAUACUUCCAAACCAAGCUCAAGCGGAGCUUUCUACUGCCGCUUCAUUGGAAGAAUCCUCUCAAACGGAUUUCAAGCGAGCAAUAGGAACCGCAUCUUACGGAGUCGGGAAGUCACUGCCGGACCAGAGGAAAGAAGCGGUCAUGAUUUCCAGUAAGGAAACAACGGAAAGCUCUGUUUAUGGCAUAUGGGACUCCACCGUGGAAACUGCCACCUCUCAAAAAAUCCUUCGUGGCAUAAGCUUGGAAAGAGCAGGAGUGGAACUUUCUACCAGUGCGAGCUGUGAAGAGGCAAUACAAACAGAUGUUGGACUGAGAACAGAACCCUGUAGUGUUACAACAUCCGUUAUCCCAGAUGUGCGGAAAGAAGCUGAUGUGAGAGGAUUCACAAUUGAAAGUCAGCAACUCACCACAACUCAUCAAAGAUCGCCGGAAGGAGGAGUGGCUAUCAGGACUGAUAAUGAUAUUAGAGCGAUUUCUGCGACUGCUAGUGCUCGAGAGUAUGGCAGGGAACAGGCUGAAAUGGGUGCCUCACUAGGAUUUAUUGAGCCACGUAUGGAGGAGUUUGAUAGCGCAUCCGCUAAAUUUGAUGUGGGAAGGAAGUUGGAGAUUGAGCAAAAGAUAAAAGCAUCUGAAGAAGUAACUGUGGAAGGAUCACUGAGCUUAUGCAAGGAUGAAGCCGCAGUGGGGUCUACUAAAUCUAUUCAAGAGAACGUCACUGAAAAGCAGGCCAAGGCUACGCGAUCAGCUGGUUCUGUUUCGACAGAUAAAACCAUUAGUAUGUCAUUAGACAGCCGAAUGGAAAUAGUAGACGUUCGAUUGGAAGACAAACCCUCUCAAUCAUCUGAAAUCAGAAUGCAUGAGAGCAGUGAACAAGCUGUGCAAGGCUUGUGGCAUACUGCACAAGGAGCUGAGUCUUCGAUUCUUCUUAGAGAACGAGAAAAAUCCACAGAAAGAGGGUCGCUGUCUACGGCUGCCUCUGAGUUUCAUGAUGUUUCCUUAAUGGAAGACAAGACACGUGAUGUCUCGGAUUCAGUUCACGGAACUAUGGCUGAACAGCUACGAGAAACCGCUGUUGAGAGUUACGGUAUCGCAUCUACGUGUGCAUCCUCGGAAGUUAGAAAGCCUGACAGUGAAACAUCCGUCAGUGAGCAGGUGUCUGAAAAAACCAUCACUUCUAUAGUGGGAGGAUUCAGAGAAUUUGCGAAAGAAGAGGCUGCACUCGGACUGAGCGCUCAAACUGUUCAACCUCCGAGGGAGCAGUUUGAGCAAGAGAGCGUGUCAAUUCGUACAACUAGUACGAUUCGGUUGCACGAGAGCAUAGGGAGCAUCUCAAGAACACGUUGCGAGCCACACAGCUGCGCUUGUGAAAGAUGA